CUGCCCGGCGGUGUCGGGGGUAUUGAUAGCGGCCCGGGCGAUGCCGAGGGUAUUUAUAGCGGCCCGGGCGAUGCCGAGGGUAUUUAUAGCUGCCCGGCGGUGCCGAGGGUAUUGAUAGCGGCGCGGAGGCUGCGGCAGCGGCCAGGGCGCAGCGGGAGCGGCCCCCGCUCCUCUCCGGUGCCAGCGCGACGCCGAGAUGGAGGUUGGUGUUUGCAAGCAGGAGAUUCUCCAGAAGAAGAAUGCUGUUUUGGUGGAUGGGGUCAUUCUAAAUGGUCCAAUAAUGGACUCAAAAGCAGGAGAGAAGUUUGUGGAAGAGGCCUGUCAGAUUAUAAUGGAAGAAGUUGUCCAGAAAGCGGAUGAUGUAACAGAAAAGGUCUGUGAAUGGCAAGCCCCUGAAAAACUUAAGCAGAUUCUUGACCUGGAAAUGAGGGACACUGGAGAAUGUCAUCAGAAGAUCCUGCAGCUCUGCCGUGAUGUUAUAAAAUACAGCGUCAAAACCAAUCAUCCAAGAUUUUUCAAUCAGCUGUAUGCUGGAAUAGAUUAUUACUCGUUAGUGGCUCGUUUCAUUACAGAAGCACUCAACCCCAGUGUAUACACAUAUGAAGUAUCCCCUGUGUUUCUGUUGGUGGAAGAAGCAGUCAUCAAGAAAAUGAUUGAGUUCAUAGGCUGGGAAGAAGGGGAUGGUAUAUUUAAUCCAGGUGGCUCUGUUUCUAAUAUGUAUGCUAUGAACUUAGCAAGGUACAAAUUUUGCCCUGAAAUAAAGGAGAAAGGGCUUUCAGGUCUGCCAAGACUAGUUCUGUUUGCUUCGGAAGAGUGCCAUUACUCCAUGAAGAAGGCAGCCUCCUUCCUCGGUAUUGGCACAGAGAAUGUGUACUUUAUCAAAACAGAUGAAAGAGGUAAGAUGAUACCUGAGGAACUGGAGAAACAAGUCCAGCGGGCCAGGAAAGAGGGGUCAGCACCAUUUCUUGUCUGUGCUACAGCAGGCACAACUGUGCUGGGAGCAUUUGAUCCUCUGGAUAAAAUUGCUGAUGUCUGUGAAAAGCAUGGCCUCUGGCUUCAUGUUGAUGCUUCUUGGGGUGGCUCAGCUUUGAUAUCAAGGAAGCAUCGCAGACUUCUUCAUGGUAUCCACAGGGCUGAUUCUGUUGCCUGGAAUCCACAUAAAAUGUUGUUGGCAGGAAUCCAGUGCUGUGCUCUUCUGGUGAAAGACAACUCUGGCCUCCUGAAGAAGUGUUACUCUGCCGAGGCUGCGUACCUGUUCCAGCAGGACAAGUUCUACGAUGUCAGCUACGACACUGGUGACAAGUCCAUCCAGUGCAGCAGGCGUCCGGACGCGUUCAAAUUCUGGCUGAUGUGGAAAGCUUUGGGAACCACAGGCCUGGAGGAGAGAGUAAACAGGGCACUGGCUUUGGCAAGAUAUCUAGUGGAGGAAAUUAAAAAAAGAGAGGGAUUCCAGCUUAUUUUGGAGCCGGAGUAUGCAAACGUCUGCUUUUGGUACAUUCCACCGAGCUUAAGAAAAAUGGAGGAUGGACCUGAAUUUUGGCAAAAGCUGCACCAGGUUGCUCCUAUAAUUAAGGAGAGGAUGAUGAAGAAGGGCAGCAUGAUGCUUGGGUACCAGCCCCACUGGGGCAAAGUCAACUUCUUCCGCCAGGUGGUUAUCAGCCCGCAAGUUAGCCGAGAGGACAUGGACUUCCUGCUGGAUGAAAUCGAGCUUCUUGCUAAGGACUUGUAGCUGUAGCUCCACAGCAUCAGGUGCUGCUCAUGUGUGAUAUUUAUGGAGGGAGAGUGGCAGCAGCAUUCUGGUGCUGUUUUGUGAAAGGUAGUAAGAAGCUUGACAUAUAGUUUGGAAAGUGUCAUUUUACAGAUUGGUGUUGAGAGCUUUGCAGGUAGAACACCCCUUUACAGGAAAGUAUUUGCUGACAGGGGCUGGGGGGCAGGCUGGUGCUUCCAGCACCAUUGCUGCCAUUCUAGGAAGUGUUUCUUCAAGAAAGGAGUGCUUCUGAAAAUGGUGUCUAUGUCCCAGGAAAGGCAGCUAUUUACUGGGUGCCUGUGCACGGUGUAGCUCAAACUGGUCACUUAUGCAUGCAGGCAAAAUUCCUCUGAAGUUGCUGUUACAAGUGAAUUUGUCCGUGAGCCUUAAGAUGCUAGCUAAUUCUCUUACCUACUCUGUCAAUAUUUUAGUUUGGUAAUUAACAUGAUAAGACUGGAAACUGUGGACUUGUGUGAAAUGAGUUCCUCAAGGCCACCUAACUAGGUGGAUUGCCCAGGUUUUCUGCUGUGAGCAGAGGCAGACAGUACGAUGGGGCUCAGUGCAGUCAUCACACCAGGAGGUUUGCAGGAACCUCCUGCACAAAACCCUGAGUAACCAAUAUUGACCCUGCUGGGAGCAGGUUGAAGAGAUGACCUUUUAAGGUCCCUUCCAACCCACAGGAUUUUGUGAUUCUGACAAAACACAGUCGUUUGGUCCAGUCAGUGUUUGCCCACUCAAAAUAUCACCACUUUAGGAGAGCUGGAAAUACUCAAGUAGCAUUUAGAACUUCUAACUUCUUUCUUAACAGGAGUUACCUAUCAUUUCUGAAUAGCUGUUCACCUUCAUCUAUCUUUAAAGCAUAAAGAUUUAUUUAAAAGAUUUUAGAUGCACUUUAAAAUUUUAACAGAGAAAAAAAAGAUAUAUUUACCCAGAAGAUACGUAUUUUUUAUGCAUGGUGACUUUAUAUUAAUAAUAUAACAAAAUUGUUUAUUUGUCAUUGUUAGUAUUUUCCUACAGAAUUAAGACAAAUUUAUCUUAUGUUAUAAAUGUAUAAUAAUUUUCCUCUGAAAUUACAGUAGUGGUGAUAAGAGAAGGUCUUCCUGUGAUUUUAGGAUAUGAAAAGUUUGAACAUUUUUGGUCAAUCUUAAGUUUCAAAAUGAAGUUCUGUACUUUGUGUUAAGAAUUAAACUUUAUUUUUCAUCUGUUUUUUAUAAAGCUAGAAACGUAUUUCUUUUGACGAAGUUGUUGCAGCAAGCUAAUGGAAAUAGCCAUGUCUUUCACCUUGUAAUCAGCAUCUAUUUAAUGUUAAUGUUUUCUUGCUUGUUCCUAAUUCUGUAUUUGAGGUAGCACUAACCAGUAUGAACCUUUCUGCUGUAAUGUUUUCUGUCCUCCUGAAAGCUGUUUUCAAACACAAGGCUUCCCUGUUUCCAUUUCCUACAUUGUACUAGGAUCCAGUAUUGAAGGAAAUUCCUACUUCCAGUCUCCAGGAUGAUGGUGUGCAAGAAGGUCAUGAUAACCAAGGAGGUCACACUGUCAGAGCAGUAGUUAAGGGUCACCUGCAGCCCUUGACAGGUGCCUUUAAUCUUUUUCCUGGAAGUGGAUAUAUAUACAUGUGCUAUCAUAGUGAUCCAUGAUCCACUGGACUUUAAGCAAAACCCAUGUUGAUAAUAAAAUGAAUAUUACAAUGUGGCCCCUGGGCUUUGCACUUCAGUACCCACAAAUCAGUCAAUCAUUUAUUGAUGGUAUGUGCUUCUGGCUAUACCAGUUAUCCUGAUCUUGGAAAGCCUAAAUUCAGAGCCCAUAAGGCUUUUUUUGCCUCCCUGUCACUUGGGAUGGAGCUCAGAAUGCACAAGGAAUGCUGCAUGAGGGGGAUGACUUUGCUCUCUUAUCUUGAGUUAGACAGGACCAUUACCCCUUCUCUUUAUUCGUUUUACCCUGAAGGGAAAGACAGAAUACCAUGUCAGGAUGUUCUGUUUAUGGUCCAGAUUGCUGGUGAGUACGUGAUUUUUUGAUUCAUGAAGAAAGUUAUGACACCUUUAAUCAGCUAAGAAUUUGGUCCGUGGUGUUUUGUGACACCAGCACUGUCAAAAAAGUGUUACUGUCUUGUUUCUCUUCAGGUUCUUAGUGUGUUUCUCUGUUUCCAGACACUGCAACACUUAUGGCACAUGUCAGGAGGAAGUAACACAGUUCCUUUCUGUAGCAGUAGUAGCUAUAGUAUUUUUAAAUGAGAGAACACUGGAACUCUUUUCAUAGUUGCAGAAAAUAAGUCUCUGAUCAACAUGUGCACUGAUUUCCUUGAAGCUAUAGGCUAACCUACCAGUGUGAUGUGAGCACCUUAUCCAGUCUCCAUAUAUUUUCCAUCGUUUCUGACCCUGGGUGCACAAUAUGAUGGUUUCAUUUCAGGACUAAUGCAAUUUUCUCACAGUUGCUUAUGUAGGAAUAGUAUGUACAAAAUGUCUAUUUUGUAGCUGGUGAUUUUAAUAAAAAGUGAAGUAAAUGACACCCUUAUAA
Molecule: messenger RNA, 4258 nt
Organism: Parus major (Great Tit)
Lineage: Eukaryota; Metazoa; Chordata; Aves; Passeriformes; Paridae
Gene: GADL1
Product: glutamate decarboxylase like 1
Exons: 15
Coding region: 197-1729 (510 amino acids)
Biological process (GO): carboxylic acid metabolic process
Cellular component (GO): cytoplasm
Molecular function (GO): pyridoxal phosphate binding; carboxy-lyase activity
Source: RefSeq, a predicted model, not a curated record